Messenger RNA from Vanrija pseudolonga, 503 nucleotides. RefSeq lists its product as uncharacterized. NCBI's taxonomy places the organism in Eukaryota, Fungi, Basidiomycota, Tremellomycetes, Trichosporonales, Trichosporonaceae. Bases 17 to 379 code for a protein of 120 amino acids. The transcript has 3 exons. The record is from RefSeq and is a predicted model, not a curated record.
CCUCCAAUCCACAACCAUGAGCGCACCAAAGACCGGCUUCGUCUCGUCCUCGGGCUCGCUCGUCCAGAAGCCCCUCACAUCGAGGAUCUACGACGCUGCGCAGGACUAUGUCGAGAUGGCCUAUCUCUUCUUUGACACGCUCGUCACGCCAUUCCUGAACCCCAACUCGCGCGAGCUCGACCGCACGAGCCAGAGGCCAUCCACUGCCUACCGUCCUAGCGGAGGAAACGGCGGUGGUGGUGGAGGAGGUGGUGGCGGCGGUGGUGGUGGUGGUGGUGGAGGCGGAGGAGGCGACGGAGGCCGUCGUGGCGGCGGCUUCAUGACCAUGGGAGACAUCAACACCCCAACUGUCAACGCCUGCCGCGCGACCUGUGGCUAAACCAACGGUUCCAGCGGUUGCCAACCAACCCACAUGUCACCACCACCGAACCCCAACGUUGUAACUUUCGAGACGAAGAUGCAUUUUGCACACGCAAGGCGCUGCAAAUCAAGAUAAAACUAAU